AUGGCAAGCCAAGGAAAGCAGCCUGCGGUCGGUGGCAAGGACCAGACGACGACGACGAACCCCCGAGGAAUUCCCACCGCGCCGUUCGUCGACAAGGUGGAAGAUUAUGUUUCUUCGCGCGACGAUGUCGAAACCACGCUACGAAGCUUCCAGGAGCUGAUAUCCAAAUAUCAGUUCAUGGAGAUGAAUCUUCAGAGGCGCAUGGCCGGUCUCAAAGACAAGAUUCCCGAUAUCCAGAAAACACUAGACACUGUCCAAUUUAUGAAGCUGCGCAAGGACGAGAGCGAACCGAUUGAAACGACGUUCGAGCUCAACGACACAUUAUACUCGCGCGCCAACAUUCCCCCCACAGAGGAAGUUUAUAUUUGGCUUGGGGCCAACGUCAUGCUCUCAUACCCCAUCGACGAGGCCCAGGCGCUGCUCGAGUCCAAGCUCAAGGCGGCCAAGACCAGUCUGUCAAAUUGCGAAGAAGACUUGGACUUUAUUCGCGAACAGAUUACGACUAUGGAGGUCGCCACGGCGCGAGUAUAUAACUGGGAGGUUGUGCAGAAGCGAAAAGAAAAGAAGGAAGAGGAAGACUCAAAAGCUGCUGCCAAGCCAGAAGAAAAGUCGUAG
This is a messenger RNA of Akanthomyces muscarius, 615 nucleotides long. RefSeq lists its product as uncharacterized. The coding region runs from base 1 to 615 and encodes 204 amino acids. Gene Ontology annotation, molecular function: tubulin binding. Gene Ontology annotation, cellular component: prefoldin complex; cytoplasm. Gene Ontology annotation, biological process: microtubule-based process; protein folding; tubulin complex assembly. The record is from RefSeq and is a predicted model, not a curated record. The transcript is spliced from 6 exons. NCBI's taxonomy places the organism in Eukaryota, Fungi, Ascomycota, Sordariomycetes, Hypocreales, Cordycipitaceae.